Molecule: messenger RNA, 1079 nt
Organism: Schistosoma turkestanicum
Lineage: Eukaryota; Metazoa; Platyhelminthes; Trematoda; Strigeidida; Schistosomatidae
Source: the annotation of a GenBank genome assembly
AUGUACUUACCAAGAAGAGAAAGAGGAAUGAUUAAAAAAAUAAUUUUUGUUGUUUCUGCCUAUUGGAUUAUUUCCAUUUCUUUGGUGUUUAUCAAUAAAUGGUUAUUGAGUGAUAAGUCUGUAUCGAUAAAUGCACCGAUAUUCAUUACUUGGUUUCAAUGUGCAGUUACAGCAUGCCUAUGUUAUUUAACAUCGCAUGCAGCUCUACUUUUGCCUAGUCAUGUGAAAUUUCCACCGUUGAACUUUUCUCUCAAAACCUCUAUUGAAGUCUUGCCGCUGUCUAUAAUAUUUGUUUCAAUGGUCUGUUUUAAUAAUCUAUGUUUGAAGUACUUGAGUGUCUCGUUUUAUUUUCUCGCACGAUCACUAACUACAAUAUUCAAUGUUAUUUUCACUUAUUUACUGCUAAAUACGAAAACUUCAGUCAGGGCAUUGAUUUGUUGUGCUGUCAUUAUUCUUGGAUAUUGUUCUGGAGUGAUUGUUGAAGGUAAUUUAGGUUCUUUAAAUUGGAUUGGAUUAAUGUUUGGCGUUGCAUCGAGUAUCACUUGUGCAUUGAAUUCUAUCUACACAGCAAAGUGUUUACCAAAAGUAGAAGGCAGUGUAUGGCGACUUACACUUUACAAUAAUCUCAAUUCAAUCGUAUUAUUAAUCCCUAUGAUUGGCUUAUUGGAGUAUCAGCCGAUUAAGGAACAUCUUUUCCAUGUCAGCGUUUACUUCUGGUUUAUUAUGGUAAUCAGUGGAAUAUUUGGAUUUUCUAUCGGUUACAUCAGCACAUUGCAAAUUCAAGUGACCAGUCCAUUAACUCAUAAUGUUUCUGGUACUGCCAAAGCAGCUGCACAAACAGUAUUAGCUGUAAUCGUCUAUCAUGAAAUCAAAUCACUUUCAUGGUGGCUUAGUAAUGUUGUUGUUUUAGGCGGAUCAGCAGUUUAUGCAGCUGUUCGACAUUUAGAAAAUGAACAAAAAUCCAAAGGAUCAGUGAAUUUCAAUCGAAAUGAUAAUAAUUCUUUUGCUAGUGUGAUUGUUGUUGGUGGUGGCGAUGAUCAUAAUGCUAAACGUGAUCUCAAUCAUAACAAUGGUAGUGA